This is a messenger RNA of Sparassis crispa, 2154 nucleotides long. RefSeq lists its product as hypothetical. Gene Ontology annotation, biological process: protein phosphorylation; intracellular signal transduction. Gene Ontology annotation, molecular function: ATP binding; protein serine/threonine kinase activity. The record is from RefSeq and is a predicted model, not a curated record. NCBI's taxonomy places the organism in Eukaryota, Fungi, Basidiomycota, Agaricomycetes, Polyporales, Sparassidaceae. The transcript is spliced from 8 exons. Bases 1 to 2154 code for a protein of 717 amino acids.
AUGUCAGACUCCUCGCAAUUCCCGCUGAAUAUUGCAUACGACAUUCUCUGCUCAACUAUGGACCGUCCCACAGUAUUGAGGAUUCCUGUCCCCAUAGAUAGGAAAUGGCCACAAAUAGCAGCUGAGAUUGCUCGGCAGGUCCAAUUAGCACCAACCUUCAUAGUCUUAUACAAGCUGCGCACGCCAGCCAAUUUCGAAGAUCUCGAGCAAGGAUUACAGAUCGGAGACGUGGAGGGUAUUGCUGACAGAGUUAGGCCUUUGGACGACGUACCACAUGACAUGACGCAGUUUCCCCCGGAUAAAGUCCAUGUCGUCGUCGUUGUGAGUCCACCGAAAAUGGCGGCCGAAUGGUUUUCCUGGGUCAACCUAUCACAGACAGCGCUGACUAAACUGUUACAAGUUGUCAUUGAAAUACCCAACAGAUGGUCGAGGAAUGAUGUUACCAGCAAUGGUGGUGUCUUCGUGGAUCGUAGUUCGGUUUUGCAGAACAUAGUCGACAAGUUGAAGGCGAAACGGACGUAUCGGGCAAACUAUAAUAGCCCCACCUUUCAGAAUGCCAGCUCCCUUGCUCAUUUCUCCCAAUCGUUCAGCCCCGCCAUGGGACCAAGCGAGACGGUGAAGGGCGACAACGAAUUCGAGACAUUCUAUCUUGUCUCUUGGCGUUUUAGCAACGAUGCACCCCUGGUGUGCUCGGACCCCUCCUCGUCCUUGAAAGCGAGGAGUUUCGUGGUGUAUUUCAUCCAUUCUCCUUUCUUAUCCGGCAGUAUCCAGAGUGACCCUUUACAGUAUAAGGAACAAUUGUCCUGGCAAUUCCCGAUGUUUGUUAUGAGGCGUGACAGUUGGGGUCAUGUGCGAAAAUUCCACCCGAACAGUGAUUUCAGUGUCGUCCUCCACGACUUCCGAUGCCCUGUCGUCCUAUCGGAAGUUGUUUCACAGAAGGAUGAAGGUGAAAGUGACCGAUACCGCAUGUUAGUGGAAGCCAUCGUUGCCGCCCGUGUGGGCAAAUAUCUCUUGAAGGCUACUUCUCGGAAGCAGUUUUUUGUGGUAGCAAUUUACCUCACAGCGUCUCUGGAAGUGGAGAGGUAUAUCGUGAGCGAAGACUUGUCAGCGCAGAAGAAUCUUAUCCAGCAGGAAAAAUUUCACCUCAGGGAUCCAAGUCGGGCAGCGGAGUUCCUCCGGGAAAUGUAUAACUUGAAGCCGUUACUGGAGGAGCUCGCGGCCGAGCUCGAUGAGACGAAAAGGGCCGAUUUGGCGAAGAUCGAGACGGACACGUCGAAAAUGCUUUCUCUCAAUUCCAGGGCGUCCUGGACGAAAACCCAUCCCUCAGAAUCUAGACUGGAAUCAGUCGCAGAACACGAUGCGCCAAUGAAUAUCAGUGACGAUAAUGGCGUAUUCAAUAGCCGUAGUGUCCGUUCCGUUCUCGACAAGGCAAACUGUGAGAUUGACUCUGUUGGAUAUGGGCAUCCCCACAUAGCCCUCGUUGUCCGAAAGGAUGACGGUACUUCGGCCGGAUUCCUCAAGUUUGUCAAAGACGGAAACCCAGAAGUAGAAAUCCUGCAAUAUCUCUCGCGGAUUGAUUCACCCGCCAACCACACCAUUCGCCCCAUUCGUGUCUGGCCUAUCGAAGGGGGCAGGAUCGUCUCAAUGCCCGUUGGAGGUGGCUGGAUCACUUACCUCGAAGAUCUUGAUGCGCGUCUUUGGGGAGCUUCGCAACAACUGUUCGAAGCUGUCGGAUUUAUGCAUGAUCAUGGUGUGGCACACAUGGACCUGAAACCAGGAAACAUCGUAAUACCUCCCGUCUACGGAGAACUGUCCAUCAUUGACUUCAGCAUUGCUGUACGCGUCAAAGGUCCAGGACACAAACUGAUGGGUUACGCAGGCACGAGAGGUUAUACUGCUCCCGAGGUCGGUCGAGUGGCUUAUUGCCCUAUCCCCGCAGACCUGUGGUCGUGCGGUAAAGUGAUUAUGGGGCUUUGUGAGAAGAUGAAACCGUCUUUCGCUCGUACGUGGCUACGUGACGUCAGCAAACGCCUUAUGGACAACGAUCCAGACAAGAGGCCGAUGAUGGCGGAGAUCCUUCAGGCGAUGUCAAGGGUUGGCCGCGACAGGGAUGAACUCGAGCGUCAGAUCAGUGGAGUCGUUGAAACCCAGUGA